This is a messenger RNA of Aspergillus versicolor CBS 583.65, 858 nucleotides long. Its product is annotated as SDR family NAD(P)-dependent oxidoreductase. The transcript has a single exon. Lineage: Eukaryota; Fungi; Ascomycota; Eurotiomycetes; Eurotiales; Aspergillaceae. The record is from RefSeq and is a predicted model, not a curated record. The coding region runs from base 1 to 858 and encodes 285 amino acids. Gene Ontology annotation, cellular component: membrane.
AUGGCUUUUUCAGAAGCCGAAAAGAAACUUUCAGGCGGUGUGGCUGUUAUCACCGGUGCGGGAUCGGGCAUCGGGUCUGGCUUUGCUCGCCGUGCUGGUGAACUAGGCAUGACUGUUAUUGUCACCGACGUUUCUCUUGCUCGCGCUGAAUCGGUGGCUAUAUCCAUCCGCGCAGCAGGUGGUACAGCAGAGGCACUGCAGCUCGAUGUCUCUAAUCCACAUGAAAUACAACAACUCGCCAAUGCUAUCUUCGCAAAGCACGGCCACGUUAGGCUGUUGAUCAACAACGCCGGCAUUGAGACGCUUGGUUUUGCUUGGGAAGUGCCCAAGUCACGAUGGGAUGCUACCAUAGACAUCAACAUCAAAGGUGUAGUUCACGGUGUCCGAGCCUUCCUACCGCGCAUGCUUCAGAGUGGCGCCGAGUGCUGGGUGGCCAACUUGGCCAGUAUAGGCGCAUUCAGCGUGAUGCCAACACAGACGGCAUACAUAAUGACCAAGCACGCCAUCCAGUCAUUCUCAGAGGGACUCUUCCUUGAAAUGAAGAUAAAGCAAGCACCCAUACACGUGUGCUCUGUUUGUCCAGGGAUGUUGAGGACGAGCAUAUUCGACGAGGAGGCCGGCUCAGGUGAGGGUGAUGAGGCAUAUGCUUACAGAAAGCGGAUGCAGGACUUGAUGAGGGAGCAAGGCAUGGAUUUGGAUGAAGGAUGUCGUCUGAUGAUGGCCCAGAUUGCGGACGGAAGGUUCUGGGUUAUAUCACAGCCGAGCAUGAUGGCUGAUGCGAUUGGCUUGAGGGUGGAAUUCCUGAAAGAACAGAGGGAUCCUGACAUUGCUGAGGGCGGAAAACACUUACUUGGUUAG